GCGCCCCGGAGGAGGUGGAGCUGAGUUUCAUUCGCGAGUUUAGCUGAACGGACUGAUGGAGGGGAGAGAGUUUCUCGCCUCUCUCGGGCUUCGAGUACAGAUCCAGAGUCCUCAACUGCUCCUCAUAUGACAAGUCCUUCUUCCCUGGGAUCAUUCUUGUAAUCCUCCUUCGGACCUCCUUCAAGACCAGCACAUCCUUCCUCAGGCUGGUGGCCUGGCAGGAAUGUGUGUGGAUCUGACACUCUUCCCACUGGACACCAUAAAAACCAGACUACAGAGCCAGCAGGGAUUCUACAACGCUGGAGGGUUCCGUGGAAUUUAUGCUGGUGUUCCUUCUGCUGCCUUAGGGUCCUUUCCUAAUGCUGCACUUUUCUUCGUUACCUAUGACUGUACAAAAUCUGUGCUGGGUUUAUAUGUGUCUACAAAACAAGCUCCAGUUGUCCACAUGAUUGCUGCUUCUGUUGGGGAGGUGGCUGCAUGUCUGAUAAGGGUUCCUUCCGAAGUUGUCAAACAACGAGCUCAAGCCUACCCCUCACUGGGUACCUAUAAGGUGUUCCUUGAUACUAUAAGGCAGGAGGGUAUCCUAGGAUUCUACAGGGGCUAUGGAAGCACAGUAAAACGAGAGAUUCCCUUUGCUCUGGUCCAGUUUCCUCUGUGGGAGUUUCUUAAGGCCGUGUGGUCAUGGAAGCAGAAUCGUGCGGUUGAUUCUUGGCAAGCUGCAGUCUGUGGAGCAUUUGCAGGUGCAUCUGCAGCAGCAGUCACUACCCCGCUCGACCUAGCAAAGACCAGAAUCAUGCUGGCUAAGACAGGCACCACCACUGCCAGUGGAAAGGUGUUACCAGUUUUGAAAGACAUCUGGAAAACACAAGGGAUUUCUGGUUUGUUUUCAGGAAUUGUCCCCAGAGUAACAUGGAUCAGUUUUGGUGGUUUUCUUUUUCUAGGGACUUAUGAUAAAAUGCACAAAUUGCUUCUAUGAUCACGAUCAAGAUUGGAGAUUUAAUACGAGAACUGCACUGAAGUCCAUUUUGUAUUAUAAAUGAUUUUUAUUAGACAUCUUUGUU
Molecule: messenger RNA, 1061 nt
Organism: Hemiscyllium ocellatum (epaulette shark)
Lineage: Eukaryota; Metazoa; Chordata; Chondrichthyes; Orectolobiformes; Hemiscylliidae
Gene: slc25a26
Product: solute carrier family 25 member 26
Exons: 11
Coding region: 224-976 (250 amino acids)
Cellular component (GO): mitochondrial inner membrane
Molecular function (GO): S-adenosyl-L-methionine transmembrane transporter activity
Source: RefSeq, a predicted model, not a curated record